UUUGAUUGUGCGACAGGCCGCGGCUCGAGCGGGGCCUCACUCAACCAGAAAAACCGUGUGGCACGAGAUAACGGAGCCACGGGACGACCGACUCCCGCAGCAGCGAGGGCMGAACAGACGAGGACCGAGUUCCGGAGUCAGGUAGCGGAGCGGACACAAAGCGCAACGGAACCGCGGAUCUGGACCGCGGUUUGCUGGCAGCCAGCGAGCAGCGCUAUCCGUCGUUAGCCCAAGCGGGUUAGCGGGUUAGCCAGCUUUUGUAAUCCGCCGGCCAGACAAACAGUCCUCCACUUUAGUCCAGGCCAAAAGCGGAAUUUAGUUCAAGCCGUACGACUCUACAAAGGACCCGGGAGGGACCGGCGCUGGCAGGAGGCUGGUUCUUGGGGUGAGGCCAAAGGACCAGACUCAAUGAGUUUCCAGCGAAAUGUCAGAGAAGUCAGGGCAGAGCACCAAGGCAAAGGAUGGCAAAAAGUAUGCAACCCUUAGCCUUUUCAACACUUACAAAGGCAAAUCUCUGGAAACCCAGAAAACUGCUGUGGCUGCCAGGCAUGGGCUCCAGAGUUUGGGUAAAGUUGCAGUCAGCCGGCGUAUGCCCCCUCCAGCCAACCUGCCCAGCCUGAAGGCAGAGAACAAGGGAAAUGACCCAAAUGUCAGCAUCGUCCCUAAAGAUGGUAGUGGUUGGGCAUCCAGAGCUGAAGCAGGGGAUGAAAGGCAGCAGGAAACUCCUCCACCCCAAAGCAAACCAGCUGCUGCACAGUCACAAGAGCCUUCUGCUGGGGGCAGCCGCUCUUGGGCAAACAGCAAGCAGACACAGCAAGAUGAUGUUGGCAGUUGGCGUGAAGGCGGAGGCAGGAACUUGAACCCUGCAUCUAGCACCCCGGAGCUGGAUGCCAAGGCUCAGGAGGAGGACCUGGCUACCUCCACACCACCACCAGGGGAGCCUGAGGAGCCUGGCCGGAAUGUAACAACAGAGGGUCCAAAAGAGAAGAAGGAGAGCAAGGAGAGGUUACCCCCAGCUGUCCAUCCUCAACCUAAAGUUAAUGGGGGUCAGCAGCCACCUUCAGGGGUUCCAACUCACUUUGACCCUGCUUUCAGGAGCAUGAUGCCACCUUAUAUGUUCCAUGCCUAUCCCCAAAUGACAUUUGCUCCAGGACAGGGAAACUUCAGAUACCCAGUACCACAAGAUGGGGGAAAGGGUCCUCAUUCUACAAGACCACAGCAGCCAGUCCCUCAGUCCUGGCUCCAAGACCCUGACAGGCCCUCCAUCAUCAGUGCCACCGAACUGAAGGAGCUGGACAACUUAGACACUGAUGCUGAUGAGGGUUGGGCAGGAGCUCAGAUGGAGGUGGAUUACACUGAAAAACUCAACUUCAGUGAUGAUGAAGAGAACCAUGCUGCUAAAGAAAAAGGAGAAAACUGGGAGUGGAUGGGUAAAGUGGAGCGCAUGAGGUCUCGGACAUCAGAUGGUCAGGAGGGCUGGAAGGAGGGCUCUGAAGAGCCUGGAGGUGGUAAAUCCUCUUGGGCUGACAGCGCUGAUCCCAGAGCUCCAUCCCCUGGCAGUGGAGGGCAGUACAGUAAAUCAGCUGUUUCACAGGAAUACCAGAGUCGCCCUGCUGGCACCAGUGCAUCACGUGGAAUCAAACCACAGGCCGCUGUGGCCCCCGCCGCUGAUGAGGACUCUGAUGCCUGGCGACAGAAGCGGAAAAAGCAGUCUGACGUUUCUGAAGCCGUGGAGCGAGCGAGACGCAGGAGAGAAGAGGAGGAGAGGCGGAUGGAAGAACAGAGACUUGCUGCUUGUGCUGAAAAACUUAAACGCCUCAACGAGAAACACCGACAGGCAAACGAGAGCAAACCCUCCGUUUCUCAGAGCCCCAGUGAUGAAGCAAGAGCUGCUGGGGAGGAGCCCUCAUCAGCACCACUUCCUGCACCCAUUCCUGUUGUUUCAGUCCCGGUCACACAGGCCCCGGUCACACAAAGCCUUUCAUCAGAGCGAGGGGACCGAGACCAGGACAGGCCGGAGCAGGAACCAGAGCGUGUAGAACCAAGUGCUGAGGAUGAGGCUCAGGUGCCUCGUCAGCCCAGCCCCCCUGCAGCUGUAGCUCCAGAGCCAGAAAGUGAAGGAGCAACCUCCUUGGCUGAAGUGGGUCCUCUGGUGGAGGAGAGCCAGACUGACAGGGCGGCAUCAGUUCCCACCUGUGACUAUUUUAACAUUGAGGACAACAGAGUAGAGGAGCCCCACCUGUCUCUGUCUCUGCCUCACAUGGAAGCUCCCAGAGGGGAGGAAAUCCCUACUGUACCCCCACAACUGGAAGGAGAGGCUUCUGCUGCCGUGCGUCCCUCUUUAAUCUCAGGCUAUUCCAAACAGUUUCAAAAGUCGUUGCCUCCACGUUUUCUCAGACAGCAGGAGCAGAUGAAGCAGCAACAAUGGCAACAGCAGCAGAGUGGGGGGUCUGUGUCCCCCUCAGGUGGUGGUAAUGUUCAAGCUCCCCAACAGCAACAGCACCGCUCCAUGUAUCAACCCAUAGGCCCCCACCACCAACACUUAGCCUCCAUGGGCUUUGACCCCCGCUGGCUCAUGAUGCAAUCCUACAUGGACCCCCGCAUGAUGUCUGGUCGCCCCCCGAUGGACAUGCCAACAAAUAUCCACCCUGGGAGAAUGCCUCAGAAGCCGAUUGUGCGCAGGGAACCAGGUGACAACUCCAGCUCUAGCUCGGAUUCAUUCGACCACUUGUCCCGACCAGUGCGAGACCAUGGCCUGCCCUCGGACUCACGGAUGGUAUGGGGAUCAGAGYCAUACCCACAGUCAGAACCGUUACCCUCUGUAACUCCACCUAAAGGACGUGAAGAUAUCCAAGAGCAAAGAAUGGAUUCUGCUUUGGAUCUGGACAGGGGUCUUCCAGCUAUUUAUGCUCAAGACCACAGUGCAGUGGACUCACGGAAAAAUAACUUUUUUCGGGAGUCAGAAUCUUUGUCAGCAUUUACUCAGGGCCCAGAGGAUGCACCGGUACCUCUCGAUAGGGUCCCUGUAAGCUCUGCCUUCGAUCCUGAAGAGAGAGGCUUGCCAAGCGGUGAAGAAGUGGAGGCUAUCGGUCAAGCAAUGCUACAGAGAAGUAUCUCACAGGGUUCUAGCCACUCCCUUAAAACGGAUGAGCCUAGGUUUGAAGGAAUACCCCUGGCAACUAAACCCUUAGAGCUGCAGGACCCGGAGGAACGGAUUUCUGAUAAGCACCAGAGUGAAGUUUACUCCCAGGCUGCUGUGUCCAGCAACAGGGCUACGUCCCCUGCAGAUGGAUUAUACAAACCAGAGAAGCUGCCUCUGCCAGGUCCCAGCAAGCAGAAAGUGGAACUGCGUUGGGGUGGGAGGUCAGUGGGUGGACGCCGGGAUGGACCAGGAGGAGAGAGGCUGCUUCGCAGAUCGGGACCAAUAAAGAAGCCUGUUCUGAGAGACAUGAAGGAAGAGAGGGAGCAAAGAGAAGAAAGGGAGAAGCGCCACGAGAAAGGGGAACGAGGGGAUCGACCCAAAAAGGAUCAGCCAUCCAAAGCUCCGUCUGCAGCUGCAGCCGUGUCUGAAAGCUCCAGAGCUCAGGGCGAAGGCAAGAAGGAAAGUGCUGAGGCCGAGGAGCCACCAGCUGCCCAUCACAGGGCCAGAGACUCUCAGCCUUCCUCAGGGGUGCUCACCUCGUCCUCCCAGGAGGAGAAAGCAGACAGACUGCCCAGUAAUGACAAGCAUCCAGAACCAAAACUGCUCCCGCGGAAAGACUCCAGUUUUCCUCCCCGUGGCCMCAGACGAGAGGAGCGAGAGAGGGAGCGUGAGGAGCGUAAGGAGAAGGAAACCGACAAGGACAGGGAGAGAGAAUGGCCCACAGACUCAAACUUCAAAGGACGAGGUCGAGGGGAGUACUACUCCAGAGGAAGAAGCUACCGUGGAUCCUACAGUGGCCGAGGACGGGGAAGUCGUGGUCGUAGCCGAGCGGAGUACCCUUAUCGAGAGCCCCGGUUACGCUCCGACUUACCUUCUGCUGCAGGGGCUGCCUUUUGUAACAGGGAAGAAAGUGAAACACGCAGCGAGAGCUCAGACUUUGAGGUCAUUCCAAAACGCAGACGUCGUCGUGAUUCAGACACAGACUCUGAGAGCGAAGGUGGCAGAGAGUCUGCCAGCGAUACCGGACCCUCUGACCGCGAGCCCAGCAGCAAACCCAGCCGUCCACUAAGAAGAGAGCUCCCUGGUGAGGGCCGUUCUGYGCCCCACAAGCUGAGCUUUGAGCCGCCUCACGGAGGGGAAAGAGUCGCCUCAAGAGGAGACGAAGAUGGCCGGCCUAAGCCAGGUUUUCUUCCUAAAGGAGAGCCUUUCCGACGAGGAAGAGGAGGUUUGUACAGUAGACGAGGUGGAACGAGAGAGCGUGGUGGACCUCGCUCAGCCCCACACAGAAGGCCGCCUGCCAGAGACUCCUCCUCUCAGUGGCCCUCCAAACCUAUGGAGACGUUCAGGCCUGAAGACACAGAGUCUGCAAAUAGAUAUGACAAUCCUUCCUCUGACCGACGCCCCCCCAAAUUAGAGGGUAAAAAAUUUAGAGAUGGAGCUGCUCAGAGCAGCAGAGAAAGGCCUCGUCGAUCUCGACCGGCUCGGCCCCCGAGGCAGGAUAAACCKCCCCGCUUCAGACGCUUGAAAGAGCGCGAGGCUGCAGUGUUAGGAAGUGGUGACACAGCUGCCCGUCCCCCYGGUUCUUUACCUUCUGUGCCUGCUGCAGCUGCCUCUAGUUCAGCAACUCCCCAAACCUCCUUCUCUCCAACCAUUUCUAGAGCUCCGGGAACUCCCCUAACUGUGCCUGCAGAAGUGGCAGCUGCUGUACCCGCACCUGACCAACACUCUCCCUUAGAAGUGUCCUUGCCUGGGACCAGCAGUCCCACCAUUACUGCAGCGGGUACCAAAUCCCCUGACCUGUCAAACCAGAACUCUUCUGAUCAAGCCAACGAGGAGUGGGAAACUGCUUCUGAAAGCAGCGAUUUCAAUGAGAGGAGGGAACGAGAGGAGAGGAAAGGAACUCUGGAGGCUGCUGCUGAGGCAGUCCCAGUCUCUGCUCCAGCACCUGCACCUCCUCAGGGCACGUCAACCCCUAACAAAAGUUCACCUGAUGGAGGCGUGACCCCAAAACGUGAGGCGUCUCAAACGGCCAAGAGGAGUUUCUCCAGUCAGAGGCCCAUAGAGAGGCCCAACCGCAAAGGCAACAGUGGAGCCAAAGCAGUGCGCAGCUACCCUGGAGGCAAGGGAGAAAGGAGAGGAGGGGGCAAAACUGGACGCAAAGGCCCUGUAGUCCAGCAGAACUCUGAGGCACCAGCAGCUGGAGGAGGAUCCCAAAGACCAACAAAAGAGCAGCCCACCCGUCGCAAAGAUGAAGCCAAACAGGCCACCAAGAAACCGAAGGAGAACGCUCUUUCGCAGUUUGACCUCAACAACUAUGCCAGUGUUGUGAUUAUUGAUGACCACCCAGAGGUAACCACCACUGAAGACCCUCAGUCCAACGAUGGUGGUUUCACAGAGGUCGUUUCCCGCAAACAGAAACGUCUGCAGGAUGAAGAGAAACGGAAAAAGGAAGAGCAGACUUCUCAGAACUGGGGUAAGAGAGGUUCUGGUGAGAAGAGCAGAGGGAGUGGAGGGAAGCUGCCACCAAGAUUUGCCAAAAAACAGUCGACRCAGCCACAGCAGCAGCAGCAACAACAACAACAACCACCGUCCUCUCAGUCUCAGCCGUCUGUAGCUUCUACCACCAGUUCCCAACAACAGCCCCCCGUUUCAGCUGCGCAGCAUUCUCACCUGGCCCCCUCCCAGCCCCCUGCAUCUCCUCAAACUCUGGAAGGUGCCAUGGCUCCCUCCUCUGCUGUGGAUUUCACCCCAAAGAGCCUGGCCCCUGCUCCUGCACAGACGCACAGUAAUCUGGGUACAGAGCUGUGGGAGAACAAGGCAGCAGGGCCCGCCGUGCUCCCUGACGUAAAGAAACUUGGUCCCAUUAGCCCACCCCAGCCACCUUCUGUGAGUGCUUGGAACAAACCUCUAACCUCCUUCACUGGCAUCGCUGCCUCAGAGGGUGUGAAGCCUGCAGGGGAUGGCAGUGUGGAGUUGGGAAUAGACAGCAUUCAGUUUGGAGCUCCAUCGUCUGCAGGCAGCACAGACAGUGAUGGAGGUCCUGCACUGUUAGAGACUGCCUCUGAAAACAAACUGCCUGCUCCCAAAGAACAACGACAGAAACAACCUCGCACUGGUCCAAUCAAGACUCAGAAGCUCCCUGAGAUGGAACCAGUUGAAACAAAGGAGUACAAACCAGGUCCGAUUGGCAAAGAGCGCUCUCUGAAAAACCGCAAGGCCAAAGAUGCUCGUGGAGCAGAGACUGAGGUGAUGGAAGGAGGAGUAACUGCAGGAAACGUUAGCAGAGCCAACGACUCCAGUCCUCCCACUAGUGACAGCGCAGUACCAGAGCUGGGAGGAGACAUCGAGGGCAUGAUCACAGCUCCGUCAGCAGAGUACAACAGCAGCUCCAAGGAGUCUGUCACUGACUACACGGCUCCCUCCUCCUCUCUGGCUGACAGUGUUCCUACAGGAGGGAACAAAAUGGAGGAGAGUUUAGUGGCCAAUGUGGCGCUGCCCCACUCUCUGCCUCUUCCUCACAGAGAGACGCUGCAGCAGAGCUCCAGCCUCAGCACCGUCUCUCCUGCUACUGUUGAUCUAACACUAAAGAUGGAGUCUGCUCGUAAAGCGUGGGAGAACUCGCCGAGUUUGGAGAAGAGUUCACCGGUCACCUCCUCUUCCUCCCCCAUCACGUCCUGUGCGUCGUCGUACUCGUCGUUCUCCUCGGCCUCCAUGCCUCAGAUCCCUGUCGCCUCUGUGACCCCCAGCACCUCUCUGUCAGGUUCUGGCACCUACACGACAUCAUCCCUCAGCACAAAGACCACCUCUGCCUCYGACCCCCCCAACAUCUGCAAAGUGAAGCCGCAGCAGCUGCAGGGUGGAAGCUUGUCCUCCUCUAACAGCAACAACAGCAGCACCAGCUUCUCUCAGCUCAGCUGUGUGCCCCCCCUCCUCCCCCAGCAGCAGCAGACCCCCCAGGUGUACGUCUCCCAGUCUGCAGCAGGUUCUGCAGCUCAGAUUCCAGCCUUCUACAUGGACACUAGCCACCUCUUCAGUACCYCCCACCCUCGUCUGGCUCCUCCUUCCAUUGCCCAGCAGCAGGGCUUCCAGCCUGGACUCUCCCAGCCCACAGCAGUGCAGCAGAUUCCCAUUCCCAUCUACGCUCCGCUCCAAGGCCAGCCUCAGCACCAACACACACACCAGGCUCAGCUGGGCCUCAGCUCCGGUCCACCAGUCUCACAACCACAGGACCUGUUCAGUUCUUCUCUGCAGCCUUACAGGUCUCAGCAGGCCUUCAUGCAUUCAAGCAGCUUGUCGCAGCCGUCGAUGAUGCUGUCAGGACCUUCUCUUCACAGCUACCCUGGUGUGCAAGGCCCUGAGCUGGGCAAGCCCCAGUCCAGUCUGUAUCAGCAGCCCUCCUCCACCCAGCACAUUCCCAUUCUGUUUGAGCCCCAGCUCAACCAGGCCUCAGGCCUGGGGGGGUCGCAGCUCAUCGAAACACACCUGCUGCAGGCUCGUCAGGGGAUGAACCAACAUUCUAACAUGUACUCAGGGCAGGUCCAACAACAUGGUCAGAACAGUUAUUAUAGCAGCACCCAGUCUCCCAGUUCAGCCCUGCAGCAGGUGACUGUCCCUCUGCCAGCGUCUCAGCUGUCCCUGACUAACUUUGGUUCAGGUGGAGGCCAGCCCCUCCUGGCCCUGCCCCCCACUCCCCCCCAAGCCCAGCCUCCCAACAUCAACCGUCAGCCCCCGGUUUCUCAGCCCUACAGGGGCAUGAUGGGCCCCAACCACAGCGUGAUGCAGCCUCCAAACAGCAAGAUGGACAUGGACCUGAAACUCUUUGGUAGUGGCAUGGAUGUGAAGCCUGGAACUCCUCCUGUCAGCGCCAGGAGCACCACACCCACCUCCAACCCUUACAGGGCCAGCUCCACGUCUCCCAGCAGCCAGUCCAGUAAGAUGAACAGCAUGCUCUACCAGAAGCAGUUCCAGCCCAGCUCUGCUGGCAUGAGGAUGACUCAGCACUUCCCGAGCCAGUUCAACCCUCAGAUUCUGUCCCAGCCGAACAUCGUGUCUCCUCUGGUUCGUCCUCCACAUGCUAACUCUUUUGCUGGAGGAGUUCAGAGGUCUUCAAUGGGUCCUCCUAUCUCCCCCAACGUGAGCAGCGGCCUUAUGCCUCACCCACGGCAGCAGCAUCCGCAGCACAGUCAGCACCCUCCCAGAGGACCCCCUGGACCCCUGCUGCCACCCCGAGGCUCUCAGGUGGCUCUGAAGGCYGAGCAGGACCUGAAGGCCAAGCAGCGGGCCGAGGUGCUGCAGUCCACUCACAAGUUCUUCUCCGAGCAGCAGCAGCUGAAGGCUCCUCAACAGGUCAACAAAGCCUCCCGCCUCGACCAGGGAGGGAAACCUCCGCUUGACACGCUGGCCUCAAACCACCAGGCUGCAGGGGAACGCCCAGAUYCUGACAAGCCCCCCAUAUCCACGGCUAAGCCCAUUAGAACUGGCCCCAUAAAACCCCAGGCCAUUAAACCAGAGGAGGGCAAGUAAGGAGCCUGCAGCCCUGCUCAGGUGACACACCUGCAGGCAGCAGGGAGAAGCUCCUCCCACUCACCCAAGCAAAGCCUCAUAUCAUCCC
Molecule: messenger RNA, 8753 nt
Organism: Austrofundulus limnaeus
Lineage: Eukaryota; Metazoa; Chordata; Actinopteri; Cyprinodontiformes; Rivulidae
Gene: prrc2c
Product: proline-rich coiled-coil 2C
Biological process (GO): cell differentiation
Source: RefSeq, a predicted model, not a curated record